Molecule: messenger RNA, 1096 nt
Organism: Anoplophora glabripennis (Asian longhorned beetle)
Lineage: Eukaryota; Metazoa; Arthropoda; Insecta; Coleoptera; Cerambycidae
Product: TATA-box-binding protein
Exons: 5
Coding region: 178-942 (254 amino acids)
Biological process (GO): DNA-templated transcription initiation
Molecular function (GO): DNA binding; RNA polymerase II general transcription initiation factor activity
Source: RefSeq, a predicted model, not a curated record
ACACUGUUUCCCCUAAAUGUCAAAUCAAAGUUCUCCAUAUGGUAAACAUAACCUUAUUUAUCGUCUGUUUUUAAAAGUGAUGUUUGAAAUAAUGUGCAAUUAUAAACAUGUAGGAUCAGGAGAAUAAAGGAAGCAACUUCAAAUAAACAAAUAGGAGUUCUGUAAUAAACAUAAAUUAUGGAGAAUAAGAUUCAGACACAGACUGACACCAAUUUGAGGGCUAUGCUAAAUAGCCCUGCAAGAUUCACCCCAGCUGUACCCACUCCAGAUUGGAAUUCUACUCCAAGUCAACCUGCCCCUAGCCAAACUACUCCGACAAGCGUACCUGCUACGGCACCGUCAAUAAAAACCAAUGCCUCCAUUAUGACCGUGGCGACUCCAGGAUCUGCCGUCGGAGAGCCGCACACGAACAUCACACUGCAGAACUGUGUCGCCACGGUGGACCUACAUACGAUAUUAGACCUGCAGACGAUCAAUGCUCGGACGAGGAAUACAGAAUACAACCCGCGCCGCUUCCACGGUGUUAUAAUGAGACUGAGAGAACCUAGAACCACUGCACUUAUAUUUAGAUCGGGAAAGAUAGUGUGCACGGGGGCAAGGAACGAACACGACGGCCUAUUAGCAUCGAAGAAAUUCGCUAGGAUCAUUCAAAAACUUGGAUUCAACGUGCAGUUUGCGAAUUUCAAGGUACAAAAUUUGGUCGCAACGUGUGAUUUAAGGUUCCCGAUUAAGCUGGAGAAUCUAAAUAUGAUGCACGGGCAGUUUAGUAGUUAUGAACCGGAGCUCUUCCCUGGGUUGGUAUACAGAAUGAUCAAACCGAGGCUGGUACUGCUUAUUUUUGUCAACGGGAAGAUCGUUUUUACCGGGGCGAAAUCCAGGCAAGACAUCAAAGACGCUUUGGAUAACAUCUACCCCAUCUUGAGGAGUUUUAGGAAGAACUAAUACUUAGCCAAUAAUAUUUGUUAUAUAUUUUUUAGUCAAGUCUUUAUAAGCUGUAAAUCUUAAGGCCUUUCCGACUAAUUCAAGCGCAACAUCUUUUAUACCGUUAUAUAUUUUUUAGUUCCUUUUUUAUGUCCAAUAAAGUGUUUUUAAUGUU